Messenger RNA from Harmonia axyridis, 1133 nucleotides. RefSeq lists its product as uncharacterized. NCBI's taxonomy places the organism in Eukaryota, Metazoa, Arthropoda, Insecta, Coleoptera, Coccinellidae. The record is from RefSeq and is a predicted model, not a curated record. Gene Ontology annotation, cellular component: cytosol; nucleus; ubiquitin ligase complex. Gene Ontology annotation, molecular function: cyclin binding; ubiquitin protein ligase activity; ubiquitin conjugating enzyme binding. The transcript has a single exon. Bases 1 to 1089 code for a protein of 362 amino acids. Gene Ontology annotation, biological process: protein autoubiquitination; protein monoubiquitination; protein polyubiquitination.
AUGGAGACUCCCAUUGAAGGUAUUAUUAUUGAACUUAGACCGAGACUACGUUCUGUGAAUUUCUUCAUCAAUCUGAAGAAAGAAGUUGACCCCCGAUCUUUUAAAAUUAAUCUAUUUCCCAAAAGGUUCGAAUUAGUGAGUGGUAAAAUAGUUAUUCCCGUGAACUGUCCAAGUAAUGAUGAAUUUUUAGAAAAUUCUUUAUCUUGUCUCACCUUUGGUGAGAGCUACAUUUAUUUUCGCUCUAAUUUGGGUACUGUUGACAAGAAAUUAGGAAGUGUUAAUGGUGAAUUCUUGAAAACAUUUUCUCAGUCAGCUGGCAUGAGAUCUCAGAUGAAUUUAUCUCCUGAACUCCAAUACAAAAUUCAAUGUGUCAAUUGCCAACAAAACUUCAAUGAACAAAUAAAAUUCAAUAGAAUAUUACCUUUACCAAGUAAUCAUAUAGAUCCCAGUGAAUGGUUUUGUCAUAAACAUGUAAAUGACAAAAAUCCUGUGAACAAUUUGAAUCCAAAACCAAAAGAUUUAUUUUAUUCUAGUUGUUAUUUUCAUAUAAAUGAGGAAAAUUUCAAAAAUGUAGUUGUUAAAUCAAGAAGCAUUGUAUGUAAAAGGUGUUUUUUUUGGAUAGGUCAUAAAACUGAAAAUUAUAUUAAAUCUUGGUUUCACAACAUUCAAUUUGUUAGUGAAAAUAAAAUUGAGCAUUCAUCUCCAACAAGAGAUGUGUUUCUUACAAUAUCUGAUAUUAUUGAGCAAAGUUUUUUAGGAUGUGGAAAAAUUUUAUUUGAACAAUAUUCUUCUAAAAGAAAUGAUUACUUGUUUCUAUGGGUUCUUGAAAAGAAUUUACAAAUCUUUUAUGGAGAUGGAUUCACGGACUUGAAACAACAUAGUGUUUAUAAAGUAUUGUAUAAAUUUGAAAAUGAUAUUGAUAUUGUUAAUCAAUGGAUGAAUGAUAAUAGUGUAUUUUGUGUUAAUGUUUCAAAACAAAUGAUGGUUGAUGCUUUGAAGAAUCUGAAUAAGUACCAUAAUUUACUUCCUGACAGCUUCAGUAAAUCCAAUGGAUUGUAUAUUUCCUACUUGUUAAUUCCAGAUGAAUAAAAAUAUUUACCACAUGAAAGUUAAGGCUUAACUUCUGACCUAUA